Molecule: messenger RNA, 3083 nt
Organism: Temnothorax curvispinosus
Lineage: Eukaryota; Metazoa; Arthropoda; Insecta; Hymenoptera; Formicidae
Gene: Ero1L
Product: ero1-like protein
Exons: 8
Coding region: 554-1969 (471 amino acids)
Biological process (GO): protein folding in endoplasmic reticulum
Cellular component (GO): endoplasmic reticulum; endoplasmic reticulum membrane
Molecular function (GO): thiol oxidase activity; protein-disulfide reductase activity; FAD binding
Source: RefSeq, a predicted model, not a curated record
GCAUCUCUCCAUGGUAGGGAUAGCUCUACGCGCGUUGUCACGCGUGUUAUCUCGCGCGAAUCAACCUAUCCCACGUAGUGCAUCGCAUCCGUGCUCCACGUAUCUCACAAGUGUAUCGUGUAUGCACGUGUGCGCACGUCAUAUUACCCGCUGCAGACGUAACGAGUAACGAGAGACGACAGACAGCUCGAGAUCCUAAAAUAUUGUCGCGUCCACGGGAAUAAGACAGUUUUUUUCGUACGUGCAUAUUACGCGGGUUUUUUUUUUACAGUUAUCGUUCUUUCUCAGUCGGGGGUCGAGAUACACGAGAUUCUCAAAUCGCCCGUAAUCUUGUUGUACGUGCAAGAUUGUUUUGUAUCCGAUCGAAUCAUCUGAUGUUUACGCUCCACUCAGCACGUAGGCGUACUGAUGACACUGAUGUGAAAGGAGAACGGCGAACUGAGCCUGAGCGAACCCCCAGCCGCGCUGUCAUUUGCACAGUCUUUGCGCCUUUUAUCACGGUCUGAUUAAUGUCGCGACAAGUCAGUCGCAUCAGCGGCUUUUCUAUGCUGAAAUGAAUCCCGAGACUGGUGGAAGAAUGUUCUAUCGGCUGCUCCUGGCGAUCUUGCUUUUCCACUUGCAAGUAGGCGGAAAUUAUUUCGGGAGUAACUCCAGGAAAGAUGAUCAAUGUUUUUGCAAGCUGAAAGGUUCUGUGGAUGACUGUGCUUGCAACGUCGAUGCCGUGGACCAUUUUAAUAAUAUGAGAAUAUAUCCGAGAAUUCAAAGUCUUCUAGUCAGAGAUUAUUUUAGAUUUUACAAAGUGAACUUGAAACAGGAUUGUCCGUUCUGGGCAGAUGACAGCAAAUGCGCUAUACGCUACUGUCACGUGCUACCUUGCCAAGAUGACGAUAUUCCUGAAGGUUUAAAGGGAGAUAUUCCAAGAGAUACCCAUUUCAACGAAAAUCCAGUAGAUAAAUAUAGAGCCGAUGCGCAAAUUAAUGACUGUAGGCACAGUGCAAAAGAUCAUAAUAUAGAACUCGGUUUCCUGAACACGACAAUUAGCUCGGAGAACUAUAAAGAAUUCGAACGAUGGCAACAGCAUGACGAUGCCCAAGAUAAUUUCUGCGUAAAAGAAUCUAGUCCUGGAGAAUACGUGGAUCUUUUACUUAACCCUGAAAGAUAUACGGGAUACAAGGGAACCAGUGCACAUAGAAUAUGGCGGUGUAUUUAUAUGGAAAAUUGUUUUAGGCCUGAAAACUCACCUCACAUUUUUAUACAAUCUUCUAAGAUGAAUGGAAUGUGUUUAGAAAAACGAGUUUUUUACCGAGUUAUAUCCGGUUUACAUGCCAGUAUCAACAUCCAUUUGUGUUCAAAGUAUUUGCUGGUCCCACAAGACAGUUUACAAGUGUCACCUAACAAUCAAUGGGGUCCCAACCUGGAUGAGUUGCAAAGAAGAUUUUCUCCUGAAACAACAGGUGGCGAAGGUCCAAAUUGGCUGAAAAAUCUAUAUUUUAUUUAUUUACUUCAAUUGCGAGCUCUAGCCAAAGCUGCGCCUUACUUGGAAAGAGAAGAAUACUAUACAGGUAACGAAAUGGAUGACGAAGAUACAAGAUUGGCUAUGAACGAUAUUUUAAAUGUUGUUAGAUCGUUCCCGGUUCAUUUUAACGAAACGGUUAUGUUUACCGGUGGAGCAGAGGCACGAUUGCUGAAGGAAGAAUUUAGACAACAUUUUAUAAAUAUUUCACGUAUCAUGGAUUGCGUAGGAUGUGACAAGUGUAAACUAUGGGGUAAACUGCAAAUCCAUGGUCUGGGCACUGCGUUAAAGAUAUUAUUCUCAGGAAAAUUUGAUAAAUGGGAACCAACGCUUAAUAACCUUAAUCGAAAGUUAUUCUUCCUAGAAAGAAGUGAAAUUGUUGCUUUGGUCAAUGCUUUCGGAAGGUUAUCAGAAAGUAUUUUUGAAUUAGACAGAUUUCGCAGAAUGAUGAGAUAACGUAUUACCGAUUUGUAAUUAGAGAAUUUCCAGUACCACUACGAAACAUCACGUAAACACAUCACGUCGCUCAGAUUUUCUACUUUUCUUUUUUAUCGCUGUCUUUAUUUAUAGAGAAUUUUGUUGCAUCUGAUCUAAUUGAUUGAAUUGCACGUUUGCAUUAGUAUUUUUUAUGUUGCAUUUUAAAAUAAUUUAUUAUAAUUAUAUAUAUUUAUAUAUUACAUAUUAUAAUUAAAUCAUUAAGAAUAGAUCUGAUCGUAUUUUAUCUGAUCAAAUUUCACACAAGUAUCCUUUCUGUGCAAGAAUAUGAUCUAUUGGAAUGUAAAAUUUUGAAACUAUGUAAACGUCAGUUCCAUUGUCAGCUGCAAUUAAGUUUGGACUUUAAUUAUUCGUUAUCUCUUCCGAUACUAUAGGAAAGCUGUACAUACAUGCAUACAUAUAAAUAUGCAUAAUAUAUAAUUAAAUGAUAAUAUAUAAGGACCGAUUGCACCAGUGUUUAUUCAUGCAAAUCAAUAAUUAAGUUUUCUUCCUAUAUUGUAUUGUAACUAAGACUAGAAUAUAAAACGAAACUGAGAAUACACCAAUCAAGGGAAAAAGUUAUAGGUAUGUUAUGCAAGUGGUUAUCAUACGAAGAAUGUAGCUAGAUAUAUUUAUCUCGUAAGACUGGCGUCCGAAUUGAUAUUUUCUUCCGAUUUGUAUAGCUUUCGACUCCGUCUGUGAUAAAUAUUUUAUCUAAGGCAACUAUUUACAUAACUUAAAUUUAUGUACAUUAUGCUUGUUUGGGUUUUGUUCAUACAAUACAUAUUUUUAUAAUCGAUGUGACAUCAAAUCUUACUCAUGUGAGUGACUCAUUAUUUAUAAAGAUAUAGAAUAUCUUACAGAAUUAUUGUGUACAAAUAUAUAAAUACUUAAAGUAAUAUAUAUUGUGCAAUAAUCUGAUUUGUACUUGUGAAUUUUUGCACGUACACGUGCGUGUAGGUUUUAUUAAUAUUAUUAGACCGAAGCUUACGAUAUGCUAUAUCAAUAUUUUAUAAGGACGAUAUAACGUAGUCAUAUAAAUGAGGAAAUAGAAAAAUAAAUUUGAGUACGACAUUCCAAAAAUACUCCAAUAUAA